Nycticebus coucang (slow loris) is the source of this 3959-nucleotide messenger RNA. RefSeq names its product erb-b2 receptor tyrosine kinase 4 (gene ERBB4). The transcript is spliced from 27 exons. The coding region runs from base 47 to 3925 and encodes 1292 amino acids. Gene Ontology annotation, biological process: cell surface receptor protein tyrosine kinase signaling pathway; multicellular organism development; protein phosphorylation. Gene Ontology annotation, cellular component: basal plasma membrane; signaling receptor complex. Gene Ontology annotation, molecular function: epidermal growth factor receptor binding; ATP binding; transmembrane receptor protein tyrosine kinase activity. The record is from RefSeq and is a predicted model, not a curated record. Lineage: Eukaryota; Metazoa; Chordata; Mammalia; Primates; Lorisidae.
CAUUUGGACAUGUAAUUGUCAGCAAGGGAUCCGAGACUUCCAAAAAAUGAAGCUGGCAACAGGACUCUGGGUCUGGGUGAGCCUUCUCGUGGCGGCGGGGACCGUCCAGCCCGGCGCUUCUCAGUCAGUGUGUGCGGGAACAGAGAAUAAGUUGAGCUCCCUCUCUGACCUGGAACAGCAGUAUCGAGCCUUGCGCAAGUACUAUGAAAACUGUGAGGUAGUCAUGGGCAACUUGGAGAUAACCAGCAUUGAGCACAACCGGGACCUCUCCUUCCUGCGGUCUAUUCGAGAAGUCACAGGCUAUGUGUUAGUGGCGCUUAAUCAGUUUCGCUACCUGCCUCUGGAGAAUUUACGCAUUAUUCGUGGGACAAAACUUUAUGAGGAUCGAUAUGCCUUGGCCAUAUUUUUGAAUUACCGAAAAGAUGGAAAUUUUGGACUUCAAGAACUUGGAUUAAAGAACUUGACAGAAAUCUUAAAUGGUGGCGUCUAUGUAGAUCAGAACAAAUUCCUUUGUUAUGCAGACACCAUUCAUUGGCAAGAUAUUGUCCGGAACCCAUGGCCUUCCAACUUGACUCUGGUGUCAACAAAUGGUAGCUCAGGAUGUGGACGUUGCCACAAGUCUUGUACUGGCCGAUGCUGGGGACCCACAGAAAGUCAUUGCCAGACUUUGACAAGGACAGUGUGUGCAGAACAAUGUGAUGGCAGAUGCUACGGACCCUACGUCAGUGACUGCUGCCACAGAGAAUGUGCUGGAGGCUGCUCAGGACCUAAGGACACAGACUGCUUUGCCUGCAUGAAUUUCAAUGACAGUGGAGCAUGUGUUACUCAGUGUCCCCAAACCUUUGUCUACAAUCCAACCACCUUUCAAUUGGAACACAACUUCAAUGCAAAGUACACCUAUGGAGCCUUCUGCGUCAAGAAAUGCCCACAUAACUUUGUGGUAGAUUCCAGUUCCUGUGUGCGUGCCUGCCCUAGUUCCAAGAUGGAAGUCGAAGAAAAUGGGAUUAAAAUGUGUAAACCUUGCACUGAUAUUUGCCCAAAAGCUUGUGAUGGCAUUGGCACAGGAUCACUGCUGUCUGCUCAGACCGUGGACUCCAGUAACAUCGACAAAUUCAUAAACUGCACCAAGAUCAAUGGGAAUUUGAUCUUCCUUGUCACUGGUAUUCAUGGGGAUCCUUACAAUGCAAUUGAAGCCAUAGACCCAGAGAAACUGAACGUCUUUCGGACCGUCAGAGAGAUAACAGGUUUCUUGAACAUACAGUCAUGGCCCCCAAAUAUGACCGACUUCAGUGUUUUUUCUAACCUGGUGACCAUUGGUGGAAGAGUACUCUACAGUGGCCUCUCCUUGCUCAUCCUCAAGCAACAGGGCAUCACCUCUCUGCAGUUCCAGUCCCUGAAGGAGAUCAGUGCAGGAAACAUCUACAUUACCGACAACAGCAACCUGUGUUAUUAUCAUACCAUUAACUGGACAACACUCUUCAGCACGAUCAACCAAAGAAUAGUAAUCCGGGACAACAGGAAAGCAGAAAACUGUACUGCUGAAGGAAUGGUGUGCAACCAUCUGUGUUCCAGUGAUGGCUGUUGGGGUUCUGGGCCAGACCAGUGCCUCUCCUGCCGCCGCUUCAGCCGGGGAAGGGUCUGCAUAGAGUCUUGUAACCUCUAUGACGGUGAAUUUCGUGAGUUUGAGAACGGCUCCAUCUGUGUGGAGUGUGAUCCCCAGUGUGAGAAAAUGGAAGAUGGCGUCCUCACCUGCCAUGGACCGGGACCUGACAACUGUACAAAGUGUUCUCAUUUUAAGGAUGGCCCCAACUGUGUGGAAAAAUGUCCAGAUGGCUUACAGGGGGCAAACAGUUUCAUUUUCAAGUAUGCCGAUCAGGAUCGGGAGUGCCACCCGUGCCAUCCAAACUGCACCCAAGGGUGUAACGGUCCCACUAUUCAUGACUGCAUUUACUACCCAUGGACGGGCCAUUCCACUUUACCACAACAUGCUAGAACUCCACUGAUCGCAGCCGGGGUCAUCGGUGGGCUCUUCAUCCUGGUCAUUGUGGGUCUGACGUUCGCAGUUUAUGUUAGAAGGAAGAGUAUCAAGAAGAAAAGAGCCUUGAGGAGAUUCCUGGAAACAGAGCUGGUAGAACCCUUAACCCCCAGUGGCACGGCACCCAAUCAAGCUCAGCUUCGUAUUUUGAAAGAAACUGAGCUGAAGAGGGUCAAAGUCCUUGGCUCAGGUGCCUUUGGAACUGUUUAUAAAGGUAUUUGGGUGCCUGAAGGAGAAACCGUGAAGAUUCCUGUAGCUAUUAAGAUUCUCAAUGAGACGACUGGUCCCAAGGCCAACGUGGAGUUCAUGGAUGAAGCUCUGAUUAUGGCAAGUAUGGACCAUCCACAUUUAGUCCGGUUACUAGGUGUGUGUCUGAGUCCAACCAUCCAGCUGGUGACUCAGCUCAUGCCCCACGGCUGCCUACUGGAGUACGUCCAUGAGCACAAGGAUAACAUCGGAUCACAGCUGCUGCUUAACUGGUGCGUCCAGAUAGCGAAGGGAAUGAUGUACCUGGAAGAGAGACGGCUUGUCCAUCGGGAUUUGGCGGCCCGAAAUGUCUUAGUAAAAUCUCCAAACCAUGUGAAAAUCACAGAUUUUGGACUAGCUAGACUCUUGGAAGGAGAUGAAAAAGAAUACAAUGCCGAUGGAGGAAAGAUGCCAAUUAAAUGGAUGGCUCUGGAGUGUAUACAUUACAGGAAAUUCACCCAUCAGAGUGAUGUUUGGAGCUAUGGAGUCACUAUCUGGGAACUGAUGACCUUUGGAGGGAAACCCUAUGAUGGCAUCCCAACACGAGAAAUACCUGAUUUAUUAGAGAAAGGAGAACGUUUGCCUCAGCCUCCCAUCUGCACUAUUGAUGUUUACAUGGUCAUGGUCAAAUGUUGGAUGAUUGAUGCUGACAGUAGACCUAAAUUUAAGGAACUGGCCGCUGAAUUUUCAAGGAUGGCUCGAGACCCUCAAAGAUACCUAGUUAUUCAGGGUGAUGAUCGUAUGAAGCUUCCCAGUCCAAAUGACAGCAAGUUCUUUCAGAAUCUCCUGGAUGAAGAGGAUUUAGAAGAUAUGAUGGAUGCUGAGGAAUACCUGGUCCCUCAGGCUUUCAACAUCCCACCUCCCAUCUACACUUCCAGAGCAAGAAUUGACUCAAACAGGAACCAGUUUGUGUACCGAGAUGGGGGUUUUGCUGCAGAACAAGGAGGGACUGUGCCAUACAGAGCCCCGACCACCACAAUCCCAGAAGCUCCAGUUGCUCAGGGGGCUACAGCUGAGAUUUUCGAUGACGCCUGCUGUAACGGCACCCUCCACAAGCCAGCAGCACCCCGCGUCCCAGAGGACAGUAGCACCCAGAGGUACAGCGCUGACCCCACAGUGUUUGCCCCAGAGCGGAGCCCACGAGGAGAGCUGGAUGAAGAAGGUUACAUGACUCCUAUGCGAGACAAGCCCAAGCAAGAAUACCUAAAUCCUGUGGAAGAGAACCCUUUUGUUUCCCGGAGAAAAAAUGGAGACCUUCAAGCUUUGGAUAAUCCUGAGUAUCACAACGCUUCCAAUGGUCCACCCAAGGCAGAGGAUGAGUACGUGAAUGAGCCACUGUACCUUAACACCUUCGCCAACACCUUGGGAAAUGCUGAAUACCUGAAGAACAACAUACUGUCUGUGCCAGAGAAGGCCAAGAAAGCGUUUGACAACCCCGACUACUGGAAUCACAGUCUGCCCCCUCGGAGCACCUUAAAGCACCCAGACUACCUGCAGGAGUACAGCACAAAAUACUUUUAUAAACAGAAUGGACGGAUCCGGCCUAUUGUGGCAGAGAAUCCUGAAUACCUCUCUGAGUUCUCUCUGAAGCCAGGCACUGUGCUGCCUCCUCCACCCUAUAGACACCGGAAUACUGUGGUGUAAGCUCUGCUGUGGUUUCAAAGUGGAGAGACACGCC